This is a messenger RNA of Ziziphus jujuba (common jujube), 1179 nucleotides long. RefSeq lists its product as uncharacterized. Gene Ontology annotation, molecular function: serine-type endopeptidase activity. Lineage: Eukaryota; Viridiplantae; Streptophyta; Magnoliopsida; Rosales; Rhamnaceae. The transcript has 6 exons. Gene Ontology annotation, cellular component: membrane; mitochondrial inner membrane peptidase complex. The record is from RefSeq and is a predicted model, not a curated record. The coding region runs from base 343 to 855 and encodes 170 amino acids. Gene Ontology annotation, biological process: mitochondrial respiratory chain complex assembly.
CGGUGAAACGAAUAACUUUAAAUAAAUAGGCAUGGUCGAUCACAUACGCCAGCCACAACCAGCAGGGCGGCGCGAGCGAAUUAAGCCAUGCCCAUAGGAAGCCGUAUAAAAAGCUGAACCCACCAACGACAAAGACCGAACCUCAAACAUUCCCGCCUAUGCGCCAACUCCAGCGUAGACGCACCGUCACUUCACUUGGACCUGCUCUGCAAGUACAACCACACCCCACUUCGGAAGCCAAGCCCACACUAUUGAUUGUUUCGUGGAUGGUCCAGGCUCUUUAGCGCAGCAAAUGGUUCUGUUUUAAACGUCACAUGCAAACACCUUGUUGAUGCCUGGAAAAUGGCAUCUGGGAAUAUAUUGUGGAAGUAUACCAAGAAACUUUUCACGCUUGGGCUCGUAGGGCUUACUGUUUCAGAUAGCUUUGCAAGUGUUUCUCCAGUUCGUGGUGCCUCUAUGUCCCCUACAUUCAAUCCCAGCAUCAGUUCUUUGAUGGGAUUGACAACUGAUGACUAUGUUUUGGUUGAGAAAACGUGUCUCAUGAAGUACAAAUUUUCACAUGGUGAUGUGGUUGUUUUCAGCUCCCCUAGUAAUCACAAGGAGAAGCACAUAAAGAGAGUAAUUGCCUUACCUGGUGAUUGGAUUGGAAUUCGUCAUACCUCUGAUGUGCUGAGAAUUCCAGAUGGUCAUUGCUGGGUUGAGGGAGAUAAUCCAUCUUCUAGCAUGGAUUCAAAUUCUUUUGGUCCGAUUCCAUUGGGCUUAGUGAAAGGAAGGGUGACCCACAUUGUAUGGCCUCCUCAGAGAAUAGGUGCCGUGGAGAAAAGAAUUCCCACAGACAGAAUUUCUUCUAUCUAGCUGGACUUCAUUUACAGAUUCGUGGGGGGGGAAAAAAAAUUAUUCUUCUUGAUUCAUAACUUUUUUGGACAUUUGCAGAGGCAGAAUAGUAAGAUCGGAUUGGUAUUUUCUCGAUGUCAAAUUCUUUCCUUGACAGGCAGGCUCUGUAUUAAAGAUUUUCCUUUGUAAACUAACAGGUUGGAUUGCUACAUUAAACUAAGAGAAAAAUGGAUCCCCUUAUAUUCUCUCUGUUAUAAGUUGAUUUAUACUUUGCGUACAAACAAUUGUUCUUUGGUUGUUUGAAAACAUCUUCUGAAAAUAAAUAUGCACUUAUAAAUUAUUGAA